Puntigrus tetrazona (Sumatra barb) is the source of this 3364-nucleotide messenger RNA. RefSeq names its product RHO family interacting cell polarization regulator 2 (gene ripor2). The coding region runs from base 249 to 3341 and encodes 1030 amino acids. The transcript is spliced from 22 exons. Lineage: Eukaryota; Metazoa; Chordata; Actinopteri; Cypriniformes; Cyprinidae. The record is from RefSeq and is a predicted model, not a curated record.
GCGGCAGAGGGAGUUGAGUUCCCCUGACUCAUGCAUAAAAUAUAGAUCUCAGGCAACGCAAACAGACUUGCUGAGACAAGAGAUACGCAGCCAGACAGAGAAGAAAGAGUCCACUUUGAAAACUGGACAGAGGCCCUCAAAGGGUCUGAUGUUUGCUUUGGAUAUGAGCUCAUGUUUGGGGGACAAGAGGAAAAGUUUGGUCUGAUGCCGGUCGAUGACGUCCUGUGGGCACGAUCUGGCGCACAGCCAUGGAACUGUCGCGAAAGCUGCACUGGAUCCGCGAGCGGCCCUGGAGGGCCCGGGCCCGUCACAGGAAGUUCAACAGAGUGUCCUCCCGCUUCCCAGAUAUCAUGGCUGCCGGCACUCACUCUCCUGGAGGGCCCAAUGGCAUCAUCAGGAGCCAGUCGUUCGCCGGCUUCAGCACCCUGCAGGAGAGACGCUCACGGUGUAACUCCUUCAUGGGGAACUCAGCAGUGCAGAAGAAGCCCAUCUCAAAGCCCAGGAAGCCCCAUCUGUCCGGGCACAAGUCCAGCAGCAGCAGCAGCUCACGAGAACCACAGCCCAAAAGAGUGGAAGAAGUUUAUGGGGCCCUCAAACAAGGCCUGGAUGAAUAUCUAGAGGUGCACCAAACAGAGCUGGAUAAACUCACUUCUCUUAUGAAAGACAUGAAGAGGAACUCCAGACUGGGUGUGCUGUAUGAUCUGGACAAGCAAAUCAAGACCAUAGAGCGAUACAUGCGACGACUGGAGUUCCACAUGAGCAAGGUUGACGAGCUGUAUGAGGGCUUUUGUAUUCAGAGAAGGUUGCGUGAUGGCGCCAGUAAGAUGAAACAGGCCUUCACCGCUUCACCCUCUACCAAAGGCACACGUGAGAGCCUGGCAGAGGUCAACCGCAGAUACAAAGAGUACACAGAGAACAUGAGCACUUUUGAGGCCGAGCUGGAGAACCUGUUGGGAGAGUUUCAUAUCAAAAUGAAAGGAUUGGCUGGUUUUGCCAGGCUUUGUCCCGGAGAUCAGUACGAGAUUUUCAUGAGGUACGGCCGACAGCGGUGGAAACUGAAGGGGAAGAUCGAAACGAACUCCAAGCAGAGUUGGGAUGGAGAGGAGAUGAUCUUUAUGCCCCUCAUUACAGACCUCAUCAACAUCAAGGUGACGGAGUUAAAGGGGUUGGCCACUCACAUCUUAGUGGGUAGUGUGAUCUGUGAAACCAAGGACCUGUUCACCGCUAUGCCUCAGGUGGUAGCUGUAGACGUCAACGACUUGGGAACCAUUAAACUUAACCUGGAGGUUGCCUGGUUUCCGUUUGACGUAGAGGAUCUGACACUGUCCUCAGGAAAUGUGAGUAAAGCCACCGCCCUUCAGAGACGAGUUUCAGUGUACAGCCAAGGCACACCCGAGACGCCCACUUUCCAGGACACGUCUUUCUUUUCCACUUUACCAGACGAUGUCUUUGAGAACGGAGGCUGCGGUGUGGCCGAAUGCAAGCGCCUCUCUUUCACCUUCUCUGACACGCCCACCUCAAGCCCCGCCCCCAUCCAGUCAAACCCUGAGAUCACCGUCACGCCCCCUGAGAUAGACCCUCCCUCCGAACCGGCUCCAGCCUCUGAGGACCAGUCGGUUGAGGAGGAGUGUGUGGAGGAAGACUGCGGCAGCGUCAGCGUCAGCGAUCCAGACCUGGAAUGGGACCAGAAUGAGGCCCAGCGGCACAGCACAGGCUCGGUGGCCCACUCGCUGUGCUCCGAGAGUCAGCUGUCUGCGGUGGGACCUGAGGAUGUGGUGUUCUUGGAGCCCAACCUGCCUGAUGAAGCCCUAGAGCUAAAGCCGGUGGAGCUGGAUGGAGAGGAAGGCAGUCUGACCAGACAGCUGGUGAGGAGGCUCACCUCCUCUGACAUGCUGCCCGAAAGCGGAGCGGUGAGCUGGUUUGGAGAGAGCAGCAGGACCUUCCAGGAGAGCAGCCUGGAGGAGGCCAUUCAGUCCCUGCUCCUGCGGCUGGAGAGCUUAGGCCAGCGCUGCGGGGAGCUGCAGGACUUGGAGCAGGAAGUCAUGAGACUCGAGGACCUGCUUAAGUGUCGGGUACCUGCUCAUAGGAGCCGUUCAUCCAGCCUCAGUUUGACAGUGGAGAGCGCUCUGGAAAGUUUCGACUUCCUCAACACCUCCGACUUCGAUGACGAUGACACAGGAGAUGACGCUGCCACCCUCUCACGCGCCGUCUUCUUUGACAUGGAGUCAGAGAGAAUUGGGUCAGGUCAACAUCCAGAAGCAAGAGGCCACCUGAGUGAAGCCCUCACAGAGGACACUGGUGUGGGGAACAGUGUGGCCGGCAGCCCGUUACCUCUCACCACAGGAAACGAGAACCUAGACAUGGCCAUUGUUGUUCAUCUACAAUACUGCAGUCAUCUCAUUCAGUUGUUGACCUCAGGAGGAAGCCAGGCGCAGCACAAAACAUACCUGCACAAAAUAACCACUCAAACACUUCUGUUGGAGGAGCUCAGUGAGAAAAACUUUGACAGACCGGGCAGCUGCAUUUUAGUGUCUGAUAUGUUGCCUGGGCUGGAGGAGCACCCGGCGCUGAUGUCUCUGUGGUCCGACUGCAGUGGUGGUCUGUUUCAUACUACACUGGACCGAGUGCUGAAGCACAUGCAUCUCAGCUUUGCCUUACCACUGCAACAGAUUCUGCCUCACUCUCCCGACUCAGUGAUCAGGAUGGUUGUGAAUGAGAUGAUGGACAGGGGCGAGCUGGCCUCUUCCUUGUGUCCGUCACUGUCCCCUCUGGCACAGGAUGUCCUCACUGUGUUUCAGUUUCACCGUUACACUGUCGAACACGAUGUCACAGACAUGGAGCGACACCUGCUGGAUUUAGCCAAAGAGGUCAUGCUUGAAGAGGCCCUGAGCUGUGGAGAUACAGAGCGCUGCGUGAAGGAGCUUCAGGAGGUGUCCGUCAUGUGUCUCCAGCCCCGCCCUCAAACCCUGUGGACCGUGGCGGGGCUGUUGACCUCUGAUGACCCCGAUGUGAUGAAGGCCGCUACCGCCUUCCUCUCCUCUGCUGCCUCACACAAACCCUUCAGGUCAAAGGCUGUUGAUUGUUACACACAAACCUUAUCAGAAAUAGACAGAUCAAGAGCUGCAUGUGCCGCUUUGAGCUGCCUGCAGGCUGUGGAGAGCAUUGAUGCUGUGGUGUUACUGUGUGACUCGGCAGAUGAAGAUCUCCGCCAGAUUGCCAUAGAAACUCUCCUCACUUUCGGUGAAGACGGGCGGCUGGCAUACGAGCAGUUGGACACAGUGCCGAGGGAAAUGGUGCGGCUGGGGACUCGCCGCGGUAACGCCGUUACCACUUCAUUUUAGAAAAACGACUCGUUAUCCCUCAA